AUGUCUUAUUAUCAGCACAAACAGCCUGUGAGCCUUCCCCCUGCCCUUAACCAGGAGCAGUGUAAGCAGCCUGUGCCCCAGAUCCCUGUCCCUGUCCCACAGGAGCAAGUGAAGCAGCCCACACCAGUACCUGCACCAUGCCCAGUACCUGAGCAAGUCCUAGACGUGCAAGAAGAGCCCACAAUUCCUGUGAAGAGAGUUCCUGUUCUUACUCCACAGCUGGAGCAGAAGGGAGAGCAGCAACUGGAAGAGCAGCUGGAACAUAAGCAAGAACAGCAGCUGGAAGAGCAGCUGGAACAUAAGCAAAAGCAGCAGCUGGAAGAGCAGCUAGAACAUAAGCAAGAGCAGCAGCUGGAACAUAAGCAAGAGCAACAGCUGGAAGAGCAGCUAGAACAUAAGCAAGAGCAGCAACUGGAAGAGCAGCUGGAACAUAAGCAAAAGCAGCAGUUGGAAGAGCAGCUAGAACAUAAGCAAGAGCAGCAGCUGGAACAUAAGCAAGAGCAACAGCUGGAAGAACAGCUAGAACAUAAGCAAGAGCAGCAGCUGGAAGAGCAGCUGGAACAUAAGCAAGAGCAACAGCUGGAAGAGCAGCUGGAACAUAAGCAAGAGCAGCAGCUGGAACAUAAGCAAGAGCAGCAGCUGGAACAUAAGCAAGAGCAACAGCUGGAAGAGCAGCUGGAACAUAAGCAAGAGCAACAGCUGGAAGAGCAGCUGGAACAUAAGCAAGAGCAGCAGCUGGAACAUAAGCAAGAGCAGCAGCUGGAACAUAAGCAAGAGCAGCAGCUGGAAGAGCAGCUGGAACAUAAGCAAGAGCAGCAGCUGGAACAUAAGCAAGAGCAGCAGCUGGAAGAGCAGCUGGAACACAUGGAAGUACAGCAGCUGGAAGAGCAGCUGGAACAUAAGCAAGAGCAGCAGCUGGAACAUAAGCAAGAGCGGCAGCUGGAACAUAAGCAAGAGCAGCAGCUGGAAGAGCAGCUGGAACACAUGGAAGUACAGCAGCUGGAAGAGCAGCUGGAACAUAAGCAAGAGCAGCAGCUGGAACAUAAGCAAGAGCAGCAGCUGGAAGAGCAGCUGGAACAUAUGGAAGUGCAGCAGCUGGAAGAGCAGCUGGAACAUAAGCAAGAGCAGCAGCUGGAAGAGCAGCUAGAACAUAAGCAAGAGCAGCAGCUGGAAGAACAGCUGGAACAUAAGCAAGGGCAACAGCUGGAGCAACAACUGGAACAACAGUUGGAACACAAGCAAAAGCAACAGCUGGAAGGGCAGCUGGAACAUAAGCAAGGGCAACAGCUGGAGCAACAACUGGAACAUAAGCAGCUGGAAGAACAGCUGGAACAUAAGCAAGAGCAGCAGCUGGAAGAACAGCUGGAACAUAAACAAGAGCAACAGCUGGAAGAGCGGCUGGAGCAGAAGGAAGAGGAGCUGAAGCAGCAACUGGAGGAGAAGGAAGAGCAACGGCAGCUGGAGAAAGGUCAGGAGGCUCAAGGAUGUGUUGAUGUUCCCAUCCCCAUCAAAGAGCCUGAGCUGGUCCCACAGGCUCCAGAAGAUUCCUUCCCUCCCGUAGAGCAGCAGCAGCAGAAGCAGCCAGUGCACUGGCCCUUCAAACAAUAG
Trichosurus vulpecula (common brushtail) is the source of this 1608-nucleotide messenger RNA. RefSeq names its product involucrin (gene IVL). The record is from RefSeq and is a predicted model, not a curated record. The coding region runs from base 1 to 1608 and encodes 535 amino acids. Lineage: Eukaryota; Metazoa; Chordata; Mammalia; Diprotodontia; Phalangeridae. The transcript has a single exon.